Messenger RNA from Sceloporus undulatus (fence lizard), 3232 nucleotides. Its product is annotated as interleukin-1 receptor-like 2. The record is from RefSeq and is a predicted model, not a curated record. Gene Ontology annotation, biological process: signal transduction; regulation of inflammatory response. The coding region runs from base 978 to 2627 and encodes 549 amino acids. NCBI's taxonomy places the organism in Eukaryota, Metazoa, Chordata, Lepidosauria, Squamata, Phrynosomatidae. Gene Ontology annotation, molecular function: interleukin-1 receptor activity. The transcript is spliced from 12 exons.
AGUUAGAUAGUAUGCUUUUUGGUGGACAGAAGCUUACUGGCAUUCUGAGCAUGUCACAGUGUGGAGAGCAGAAGAGAAGGUUCCCAUUGGAUGUUGUUGCAAUCCUGCCUUGCCUUUGCCUAGCCAAGAGAUUGCUCCUCCUCGGCAGUGAUGGUUCCCAUGCCAGUGAAGUAGUGAAUCUGUUCCGAAGCUGCAGUAUGAAUUAUAGAGAAGGUAGCCAAGGAGCUGAAGCUAGUUUGGGGAAUAGAGGCCAGAACUUUGGAUAAGUGUUUUAAAAUCUGAAUCCAAACCCAGGGAGGUUUUGCUGCCGUUGAAAUGCAAGCUACUGCAGGUGCUGAUCUCACCUUUCCUCUUGUUUGCUCUGCUGAAUGGCAAGAGGUGGCAACCCAGCCAAUCCUGUGAGUGUAGAAUCUCCAUUACAAAAUUUCAUGCUGGCUAUAAAUGUUGGUGUCUCAGGGAAUCAUUUUAUUUUUUUAGUUUUUUUAAAGAGUUUGCCUUCCCCUUCCCCACUUUGGAUAGAGCAAAUCUUAUCAGAGUUUUCAUUUGUGCUUUCAAAAGAAAUAUCAGUGUAUAAUUAUUCUGAACUUGCCUUAACAUAUCUCUCUCUCUCUUAAUUUGAGAUGCCUUCCAGAUCCGGUUGAACCCGUUUAAAAGAAGAGGAAAAACCUUUACCAUACUUUGUUUUGUAGUUUUCCAUUUUUCUAUUGAAUCAGGUGGUGUUUUAGUAGCUGCUUCAGGUUGGAUGGGGAAAUUCUACUUUGGGAGGUUUAGUCUAUAUCCUACAUUCUAUACUAUCUGUGCAACUUUUAGCAUUUUUUUUGUCUUUGUCAGCCUCAGCUGUGUGUGCCUUUAAUGCUGAUAGUGGAUUCGAUAGAGGCGAGGAGCUAUGCAAAACCAAAAUGGGGAUUACAGUUCACUGGACAAGUCAACUUUGUUUUGGAACCUUCUGGGGAGAAGACUUUAAUCACCAGUAAAGCAUGAAGGCUACAUUAGGGAUUUCCUGUGCUGUUAUUCUGCCAUUCUUCUAUGUGCUCCAAUCAGAGAAAUGUGUUUAUCAGGAGAAAAAUAUGUAUCAGAAGCGUGUUGAAGAAGGAGAGAUUCUUGGAAUUGAUUGUCUUUUGUACACCAUGCCGUAUCAUCAGCAUACAAACUAUACCAUCCACUGGUACAUAAAUGGAAGCAAAACUCCCAUAACUAAACAGAAUUCAUCAAGAGUUCAUCAGCAAGAUAGUGUGCUUUUGUUUCUUCCUGCAACAUACAACGAUUCUGGAUCAUAUCAAUGCAUUACACAUUACAGGAAUUCAAGAAGAUGUUACAAUUUCCACAUAGCCGUUCUCAACAACAGUGCUUCACUAUGUUUUAAUGAGAAGCUCUUCUAUAAGCAAACGAUACCAAUAUCAACAAAUGCAAAGCUUGUGUGCAAUUACAUGGAUUAUGCAGGGCAAGAGACAGAUGAUUUGUCCAUCAACUGGUAUAAGGAAUGUAAACCACUACAGGGUGAACGAUUUGUCUUCUUUGAGUCAUAUGUUAUAAUAAAAGAUGUGAGAAAAGAUGACAUGGGAAAAUACCAGUGCAAAGGAUCCUACAGUUACCUGAGGAAUAAAUAUAACUUCUCAAGGAGCAUUCAGGUAUCUGUUUUAGGAAUUGAGAGGAAGAGAACUGAAAUUCUGUAUCCUAGAAACCACACCAUUGAAGCUGAACUUGGAUCCAACAUAUUUACAGAGUGCAAUGUGUCAAGUUCUAAAGACACUUUUAUUUCUAUUUCCUGGAUUGUCAAUGACACUCUUGUGGAUUUUCUUUAUAAUGGUAGAAUUAAAGAAGGAUAUCAAGAUGACUAUCCCAUUGAUGGAGGGCAGCUCUCUGUGGUGCCUCUGAACAUUACAAAGUUGCAGAAUGACGAUUAUGGUCAGCUGUUUGUUUGUCGCGCUGGUCCAGUUGCUGCAUACAUCUCCAUACAACAGCCAACCAAUAAUCUUACAGGUCUUGCUGCACUGGUAUUGAUCAUAAUUUUUCCCAUAUUAAUCUGCCUGUUAUUCAAGAUCGAGAUUGUACUUUGGUAUCGAACGUUAUGCCGCCCUCUUUUCCAUAAAACAGUUUCAGAUGGGAAGAUCUAUGAUGCAUAUGUGUUGUAUCCAAAAACUGACACUCAAGAUUGUUUUGCCCUGAAAGUGCUUCCUGAGGUCUUGGAGAAGCAGUGUGGAUAUAAUCUAUUCAUACCUGGCAGGGAUGAUUUACCAGGAAAAGCUUUAGUCAGUGUUGUUGAUGAAUCCAUGAGCCAAAGCAGAAGGCUGAUCAUUAUUUUGGUACCGGGCCUGCCUAGUUCAGAAGAGGCUGCUGAACAGCACAUAGCUGUGUACCGUGCUCUUGUUCCUGAUGGAAUUAAGGUCAUCCUGAUUGAAAUGGGCAAAAUAAAAGAUUACAGCAACAUGCCAGAAUCCAUUAGAUACAUCAAGCAAAAACAGGGUGCUAUCAGAUGGAAAGGUGACUUUACCAAGAAAAGCUCUCACUCUGCAAAUAACAGGUUCUGGAAAAUGGUCAGGUAUCGAAUGCCACCAGAACAUCCUCAUUCACUUGGACUGCCUUUGGUACCAACAACACAUAGCUCUAGUGAACCAACAAGAACAUGACUUUGACCUCUUGUUGCAACUGCUUUCAAAAGCUGUUUUGAAGGAUGCAUCUUGGACAUUGGUUUGGGCAACAUAACCUGGAUGUUUCAUCAGCAGUCAUUCUGCAAAAGUAUAUUGAGGAUCAAUGACUUUUGCAAGAGAAAAUGCACAUUUUGAUUCUUUUUCAGCCACAUACCUGUGGAUCUGCUGUGGCUGUGCAAGCAACUUGUUCAACAAAGCUGAAACUGAGAUGAUUGUCAAGGUGUUGAAACCUGUCCUGCUGCCUUGCUCCUUUUGCUAAACAGCCUGCCAAAAGAAACUGAACUUCAUGUAAAGCAGGAAUAUGGAAACUGAUGCCCUUCUGAAGUUUGGAUAAAUCCCUUCAACCAAACCAUUGGCUGGGAUUUACAGGUAUUGUUGUAGCCCAAAGCAUCUGGGCGGCACCAGAUUGCCAACUCCUGGUGUGAAAUGCUCCAUUUAAGGAGGAAGUUGCAUCUGUAGCAAAAGUAUAAUGUCUCUAUUUUGCUUUAUUUCUCCAAUUCCUAUCUCAGUUCUUACUGUAUUCCAUACUAGGUUGUCCAUAUAAAGUUCUGAAAUGUCAGUCUUUUUUCCUGGAUGGAAAUUGA